AAGAUUUUAACGAAAAGGAGAGCCUCGAAAUUUCAGCAGAUUGGCGGCUGCGACAAUUGCCACCUCGCUAAUCUCUCACGCUCUCUAUUUGCACAUUCCCGCUGCCCCAUCUCUCCGAUAUUUGUAUCCUUCACAAACUUCCUGACUGUUCAGAAUCCAAUAUGUUAAAACACCACAAAACCUCACCUCGUAUGGCCUCACAUGCCCUUUUUUCUCUUCGGGGUUCUCACCAAUCCUUCAAUUUAUCAUCGGAGCCUCAUCCUUCUUCACCUCUUCCAAUUUCAUCCACCACUAACCCCUUUCCUGAAUUAGUCUCUAAAAUCUCUACCAUUCUCUCCAGUCCCAAAUGGGAACACAGUUCGGAGCUUUGCCACUUAAGUCCCAAACUCAAACCCCAUCACGUUGUGAAUAUCCUCCAAACGCACAAGAAUACGGAUUCAGUCUUGCGCUUCUUUUUCUGGAUUUCAAGGAGGAAAUUUUUCAAACAUGAUAUGAGCUGCUUUGUUUCGAUGCUGAAUAGAUUAGUCCGGGAUCGUCUUUUUGCGCCUGCUGAUCAUGUAAGAAUUCUAAUGAUUAAAUCCUGUAGGAAUGAAGGAGAGGUUAAGAGAGUCACUCAGUUUUUGAGUGAGAUUAAUUCCAAAUAUGAUUUUGGGUAUACUUUGUGUAGUUUUACUACUCUCUUGAUUCAGUUGGGGAAGUUUGAUAUGGUCGAUUUAGCUCGAGAUAUGUAUAUCAAGAUGCUUAACAGUGGGAUUAGGCCUAGUUUAUUGACAUUUAAUACAAUGAUAAAUAUUUUAUGCAAGAAGGGAAGGGUGCAAGAAGCAAAGUUGAUUAUGAGUCAUAUUUUUCGUUAUGAUGCCUAUCCAAAUGCUUUUACAUACACAUCUUUGAUUCUUGGGCAUUGUAGAAAUCAUAAUUUAGAUUUGGCUUUUGCGAUGUUUGACCGAAUGGUGAAAGACGGGUGUGAUCCAAAUUCAGUAACUUAUUCAACCCUUAUCAAUGGACUAUGUAGUGAAGGGAGGUUAGAAGAAGCAAUGGAUAUGCUCGAGGAAAUGGUUCAGAAAGGGAUUGAACCAACAGUAUACACAUACACCAUUCCACUAGUUUCAUUAUGUGAUGCUGGUUGUUCUAGCGAGGCAGUAGAGCUUCUAGGAAAGAUGAAAAAGAGAGGCUGUGUUCCAAACAUUCAAACAUUUACAGCAUUAAUUAGUGGUUUAUCACGAGAUGGGAAAUUUGAGAUUGCAAUUGGUCUAUAUCACAAGAUGUUGGCUGAUGGAUUGGUUCCAACAACUGUCACAUAUAAUGCCUUGAUUAAUCAAUUGUGUGUGGAGGGAAGAUUUGAAACUGCUUUUACCAUCUUCAAAUGGAUGUUGAGUCAUGGCAGCUUGCCAAGUACACAAACAUAUAAUGAGAUAAUUAAAUGUUUUUGCUUAAUGGGAGACAUUCAGAAGGCAAUGGUGAUUUUUGACAAAAUGCUCAAAGCUGGUUCUUCCCCAAAUGUAAUAACUUAUAAUACACUUAUUUACGGAUAUUGCAAGCAGGGAAACCUGAAUAAUGCAAUGAGAUUGUUAGAAAUAAUGAAGGGAAAUGGCUUGAAGCCAGAUGCUUGGACUUAUACUGAACUUAUUUCAGGGUUUUCUAGAGGGGGAAAAUUGGAACAUGCGACUUCUCUUUUCUAUGGAAUGAUGGAACAUGGGAUUUCUCCAAAUCAUGUUACAUAUACAGCUAUAAUUGAUGGAUAUUUCAAUUUGGCAAAAGUGGAUGAUGCUUUGGCAUUAUUUUGGAAGAUGGUGGAAAGUGGAAAUCUUCCAAGUAGUCAAACCUACAAUGUGAUGAUAAGUGGUUUCUCUAAAACUAAUUCCAUUUCUGAAGCAGAGAAUUUCUGUGGUAAAAUGGUGAAGCAAGGCUUGCUUCCAAAUGUCAUUACCUACACAUCGUUUAUUGAUGGGUUGUGUAGGAAUGGGAGGACAGGUCUUGCAUUCAAGAUUUUUCAUGAAAUGGAGAAAAGAAAUUAUUUUCCGAAUUUAUAUACUUAUAGUUCCCUAAUUUAUGGUUUAUGCCAAGAGGGUCGGGCUGAGGAUGCAGAAAGUUUACUUGAUGAAAUGGAGAAAAAAGGAAUAACCCCUGAUGAGACAACUUUCACUUCUCUUAUGGAUGGUUUUGUUGCACUUGGCAGAAUUGAUCGUGCAUUUCUCCUUUGUCGGCGAAUGAUUAAUGUUGGCUGCAGACCCAAUUAUCGGACCUUUGGUGUAUUGCUGAAGGGAUUGCAGAAGGAAAAUCAUUCGCUUAUGGAAAAAGUUGUACCCCAGAAUGAAGUCACGCAUACUUGUAGUUCUGAUGAGAACUGUAUUAGCACAGAUAUAGUGUACAAUCUCCUGGCUAGAUUGACUCACUAUGGAUGCGAGCCUAAUGUUGAUACUUAUACCACUUUAGUGAAAGGCUUGUGUGGUGAGGGCAGAUGCUACGAGGCUGAUCAACUGGUCGUGAGCAUGCAAAAGAAAGGUUUGCAACCUAGUGAAGAAAUUUAUCGUGCUCUAUUGAUUGGCGAAUGUAAGAACUUGAAAGUGGAAUCUGCUCUUAAUAUUUUUUACUCUAUGGAUACAUUAGGUUUUCAGCUUCACCUAUCAGAUUAUAAGGCUCUUAUAUGUGCGCUUUGCAAAGAAAAUUUCAUAGAAGAAGCUCAAUGUAUAUUUCAAACUAUGCUCGAGAAGCAUUGGAAUAGUGAUGAGGUUGCUUGGACAGUGUUACUUGAUGGAUUACUCAAGGAGGGGGAAACCGAUCUAUGUUUGAAGCUUCUUCAUGUCAUGGAAUCUAGAAAUUGCACUCUCAAUUUCCAGACAUAUGUUAUGUUGGCCAGAGAACUAUCUGCACUAGAUUGUGCAAUUAAAAUUCCUCAAAUCUCUCAACAGUUGGGAAUUGUGAAAGAUUAACAGAUGCAGUUCUUUAAACAAGAAAAAUGUUCUCAAGCUUCUAAUAUAACAGUGGACCGUGGUCUAAUAGGACCCAAUAUGCCAAUGAAUUUACCGGAUCCAACUUGAAUGCUGUUAUUUAUUAACGUGAAGCAAACCGUUGAUUUUCUUAGAGAUGAUAUUGCUCUAUAAGAAGCUUCUAAAGGUAGAGUUGGUUUCUUCAAUUGUUGUUUAAUUGGCAAGCUAUUAACCAUGAUUCGUACAAAGCUUCUUUUGAUCAUAGAUGCAUUUUGACCAAUUCAUCUUGUGAUUUGAUGAAACUCUUUUACGGUCUUCCAAGAGGGGUCUUAAUGGUAAUAGUAAGGGUUUUGGAUGUUUGUGGGAAGUUCCCAAAGCCUCAAGGUAAAAAGGAGGCUUGAUACUGGAUUCAAGCCUCUGGGUAGAAAGAAAACUUAAUGGAUGAAAUUCUUUUGGAUGUGUUUUAGAGCUAGUGUUGUUGGUGCACUGUCUUCCCAUGGAGUGGGUCUUGAUGCCAUAGGUUUGUUUUUUUUUUUUUUUGAUAACAUAUUCUUUCUAGCAUUGAGAUUCCAAGAAUCUCUAUGUGCUCAAUUUUAAGGACUUCUUAUAAUUCCAUUGAGGAUAGAUUUUGAGUUUAGUGUAAAGUUCAAUAGUGGAUAGUUGUGUUCUUUAUAAAGGGUAACUCAUUGAAACGCCCCACGUUUGAAAAUUAAACUAAUUUUGGAAUAAAUUUUGCCUUUUUGUCUCUUAUUUCUAAUUUAAAAUUUUGAAAACAGGUUCGAUUUAGUAAAUGUUCAAACUGAUAUUGAUCAUCAAUGAGUAAAUAUCGGUCGGUCGGUUUACCACUAAGAAAUAUUUUUUUCAAAUUUCUCAAUUUGGAACUUUUUCAAACCAACUUCAAUUUGGUUAGUUGGUUCAGUUUUUCAAUCUAUUAUGCUCACUCCUGGUUAAAGGUAUUACUAACCAAAUCCUUCCAUGGAGCAAGUCUCUUCCAUGUUACUAAUAAGAGUCGUGAUCAGCUACAGGAUUAUUAGCCAAAUGCAUGAUGUCAGUUUGUUUUGUCUAAGAGUUAAAUUAUUUCUUGUGCCUCAAUUUUUUGGCACUUUUUCAAUAAUGUCCCAUGAGAGAACCGUGAAUAAAUGUAUAUGUACAUACAAAUUUUCUGGGUCUAUAUUUGACUCGAGUAUAAUUAGUUAAUUGAUGUAUCAUUUCAAACACUGCAAUUGUCCUAUAUGCACUGUCUAUAACCAUACUUCUUAAACUUUUUUAUGCCUCUCAAAAUAUGACGUCUGUGUUUGAUGGAAACAGACGAUCCUGAUAUCGUGUAGUUGGAAUAGAUAAACUAAAUGGUUUGUUUGAGCCAUUUACUGUUGUCUUAACGCCAUUAUAGAUUUAAGUGAUUUUGACCCAAAAGAAAGAAGAUUCCAAGCUGAUUGCCAUCAUUAAAUGCAACUCAUGAAGUAAUCUUAAAUUUUGGGCUGAAGUGAUAAUUCCUUUUCUUGCAAAUAUUGAUUUAGGUUUGACAAUAGGAACUUUUUAGCUAAUGGGUGUUCUUUCUAUGAGUAAAUUAUACUUUUGGUUCCUAAGAAUUGAGUUUAAUUUCUAUUUGGUCUACUCCUUGAGUUUAAAAAAUAGUUCAAAAUGGUUCUUAGACUAAGUUAACUGUUAGUUGACCAAAUGGAAGUUAAGCGAUGAUGGGUUAAAGUUUAGGUAUCAUUUUUAAAAUGAUUUGGCAAAAAAGAUAUUAAUUAUAUUGAUUAUACUAAUCUCUUCAUCUCGGUUCUCUCCCUCAUCUCUCUCUUUUCCCUUCAAUAAACAGCCUUCUACAACGUUUUCCAAAUCUAGAACAAAACUUCGUCAUGUAGCAGCUAUAUGUGACAAAAAAGAUCUUCAAAUUGAAGCAAUUACAUACUGAUGUAUAAAUUUAAGCUUUGGUAACCACCAAAAAAACUCAGUAAAAAAUAUCCAAAAUAUAACUUUCAGAAACCCAUAUAUGAAUUCAAUAUUAAUUCAAAUAUUUCAUCACUAAUCAAAAUCAAGCCACGUUACACAGAUUUCUUAAUUCAAAUGUGUAUCUCCAGUGAAAAACUCAAAACUAGAUUACAUCAAGCAAUACAGUUUGUUGAAGUCUUGGGUUGCUUCCAUUUCAGAUUUGACGUGGAGCAAAGUUUUUGUUUCAGAUACUCCAAAACUGAUAUUGAAACAAAGUAGAAAAUGAAAAUGGUUAGUAGAGAUGUCUGGAAGGAAGACAACAACAUUAUGUUCUUGUUCUCUUUCUCUCUUUCAUGUCAUGCAUUGCAUUAUGUUGGGGGCCCUUAUUAAAAGUCAUCUUUAAUCCAAAAUAUUCCUCCUAAACCUAAACCUAAACCUUGUCUUCUCUGCACAUUCUCACUUCCCCUGGCCCUCUUUUUACAACCCUAUUCAAAAGCCAUGAAAAAAAAAUAAAUCUUUGUUGUGAAAGGAAUUGCAAGAGUCCAAAAACAUGACACAUACCAUUACCUAAACUUUUUAGUUUUUAUUCCUUAAGCUUCUUUCCAAACACUACCAUCCAUUUUUAGUUUGGACUUGUUACAUACAUUUUCUUUCCAUCAAAAGUCAUUUUCCCUAAAAUAUUCACCAACCCAACCCUCUCUAGACCAGCCUUUUUUAAACUCUUGCUAUUUGGAUUUUCUUACAAGCCAGCUGAUUCUCUUCGGUAUCACAUCACUAAUCAAUCAGAAACGACUCUGUUCCCCUAUUCUAAUGAUAAGAGCAAAACAUUCUAAUCCUAAUAUCUUAUAAGUACACAUUGAUCUCCAUAACUAUGUAAACUUCACAUACUAUAAGCAGCUGCAGCUUAAACUCCCCUUGAGUGUAUUCUCCAAUGGGUAGACACAAUAGUGAACCUACCAUGGUUGGUACCUCCAUAGCGCUGUUACAAGAGAGAUUCAGACAAUUGCAGAAAAACAAGCAAAGGAGAGAGAGGAAGGAGCUUCUUAACCUGCUAUUCGAAUCUAAUAGGGUUGACGCCUCGAUAAUGCAUUUAGAACCAAAUGGCUCGUCGACCUCAAGAGAUUUGGAUUCCAAUUCCCUCUCCCUUGGUUUGAACUUGGAGAAUAAUGCAGGUAAGCAAGUUGAUAUUGAUAUCCAUGAAGCCAGGUCGAUGCCAGGUGACACCAAGUUUGAGCUUGGAAACUCAUUCAUGGUGAGUACAUUUAGAAGUUUCGAUAGUCCAAAUGUCGAUACCACUCUUCAUCUAUAGAUAAUUUAUUCAUCUAGUAUUUCUGUUAGUUUUAUUUGCUUGGUUCUCUCCCCACCUAAGAAUGAAAAAAUGUGUUGAAUUGAUAUUCCAAUGUGAUCGAUAUGCAUUCUAUUGAUGAUGUCCUGGACACUUUGUAAGAUGUCUUUUUGCUUGGUUAGUUUAGCUCCAGGAAUGUGCAUAAUGAGAAAGAGAGGGAAGGGAAGUGAUGGAAAAACAACUCUUAAAUGAGACCAUCUCUUUUACCAGUUCCAUUAUAUGUUUACAUCUCUCUUUCUCUUUGGGUAUCUUAGUUUCAGCAUUCUUCUUAGCAUGAAAGCAAUGUGUGAAGGUGUGCAUAAGUUGGGUUGAGCUCCAUUCUCUUUGUAUUUUUAUUUGAAAACACAAUUAUUUAUGCGUAUGAUUUCAAUUUUAAAGUGUUAA
Messenger RNA from Cucumis sativus (cucumber), 6588 nucleotides. RefSeq names its product pentatricopeptide repeat-containing protein At5g65560. Lineage: Eukaryota; Viridiplantae; Streptophyta; Magnoliopsida; Cucurbitales; Cucurbitaceae. The transcript is spliced from 2 exons. Gene Ontology annotation, molecular function: protein binding. The record is from RefSeq and is a predicted model, not a curated record. Bases 162 to 2930 code for a protein of 922 amino acids.